AAUAUAAUGAAUAUUUUGUGCUUCUGCAUCCCAACAGCAAGGCUCUACUGUUUUGACUAAAGUCAAAAGUGUUUCAUGUGUGUUGAAAAAUGUGUUUCAUGUUUUGAAAUAUUAUGUCACUAUCGAAUUAUGUUAGUGGGCUUUCAGUAGAAGCAAAAAAAAAAUACAUUGAUAAAUUGGAUAUUCUUCAGUGUGAUUGCCCUUACAGUUUAUCUAAAGAUUUGUGGAAACAAGGACUUCACUGUUGCACAAUUAUUCCCAAAAUAGAUCAUGGGGAUAUAUUUGCCUACUUAGUUUUCUCCAGAAGUAAUUUAGAUGUUGAGAAAACAAAGAGAGCCUACAAAGGUCUCAAAGCUGAGUCAAAACAAGCAGUGAACGAUGGGUGGCUGAAACAAUUUAUGGCAAUGUGUUUGUCAUCAGGAGUGGUUUUAGUUCAAGCUAAGGUAACUCCAUCUCAAGCUAUCAGCGAUACUCCUCACUCACCAUGGGCUGCAAUUGGUGUUGAUGGUUGUGUACUAUACGCUCAUUGUACCUGUGCUGUAGGGUAAUACUUAAAGUAUUAACAA
This is a messenger RNA of Daphnia magna, 566 nucleotides long. RefSeq lists its product as uncharacterized. NCBI's taxonomy places the organism in Eukaryota, Metazoa, Arthropoda, Branchiopoda, Diplostraca, Daphniidae. The transcript is spliced from 2 exons. Bases 114 to 548 code for a protein of 144 amino acids. The record is from RefSeq and is a predicted model, not a curated record.